CAUCAGGAGAGCUUUGUGCGAGCUUCUGGGAAGGAGGUCGCGAUGGCGGCGCUGGUGCCGGAAGUGCUGUCCGCGGUUGCAGUCCCUGAUUUGGAAUGGUUUGAGAAGGCGGAGGAGACCCACGUCCCCCAGAUGGAACUACUCGAGACUACCUCCGAUCAAGUACCUUUUAACCCUUCGGAACAUUUUUGCCCCAGAGACUGCAUGGUGCCUGUAGUGUUUCCCGGGCCUGUGAGCCAGGAAGGCUGCUGCCGGUUUACUUGUGAACUUAUAAAGCAUAUCAUGUACCAACGCCAGCAACUCCCUCUGCCUUAUGAACAGCUUAAGCACUUCUACCGAAAACCUUCUCCCCAGGCAGAGGAUCUGGUAAGGAAGAAAUCUUGGACCGCCGCUGAGACGAGCAGCAGGAAAUGCCAACAAGCUCUGGCAGAACUGGAGAGUGUCUUCAGCCAUCUGGAGAGCCUCUUUGCCCGGACACUAGUACCACGAGUGCUGAUACUCCUUGGGGGCAGUGCUGUAAGCCCUAAGGAGUUCUACGAGCUCGACUUGUCACGACUGGUCCCUGACGGCAUGGAGCAGAGCCUGAACACAGCAGCUUGUUUGCGCCGUCUCUUCCGAGCCAUUUUCAUGGCUGAUGCGUUCAGUGAACUUCAAGCUCCUCCACUUAUGGGUACCAUCAUCAUGGCCCAGGGGCAUCGUGACUGUGGAGAAGAUUGGUUCCGACCUAAGCUCAGCUACCGAGUGCCCAGUCGGGGCCACAAACUGACUGUGACCCUGUCCUGUGGCAGGCUGUCCAUCCCAACCACAGCCUGGGAGGAUUACAUCUGGUUUCAGGCACCAGUGACACUUAAAGGCUUCCACUAA
This is a messenger RNA of Orycteropus afer afer, 864 nucleotides long. RefSeq names its product MAD2L1 binding protein (gene MAD2L1BP). Lineage: Eukaryota; Metazoa; Chordata; Mammalia; Tubulidentata; Orycteropodidae. Gene Ontology annotation, biological process: regulation of exit from mitosis. Gene Ontology annotation, cellular component: nucleus. The record is from RefSeq and is a predicted model, not a curated record.